Molecule: messenger RNA, 579 nt
Organism: Colletotrichum orchidophilum
Lineage: Eukaryota; Fungi; Ascomycota; Sordariomycetes; Glomerellales; Glomerellaceae
Exons: 1
Coding region: 1-579 (192 amino acids)
Source: RefSeq, a predicted model, not a curated record
AUGACAGUACGCACCGUCACAGGCGCAAAGCGCUGCUUUGGCGCGUCGGCGCGGCGACGGAACACGCGGACCAGAAACGACUCCCUGCCUUGCCUUUGUCACCAGUUCGUCCCUCGACUCCCUCUAGAGACAGACCUCGGCCAGUGUCCAUCUAAACAAGCGCCGCAGUCCGUUCUCGCGGGGUCCUCCAGCGACGCCGCUUCCGACAAUAUCCAAGGACAUAUAGAACCCCCGGCGAGUAUCCCGCUGACUGGGUGGAGUAGACGCAACACCCGCCCUCUCGUUCGCCAGCGUGCUGGGGGUUUACCAAGUGCCAACGAGCCGCGGGGUAAUCGCACGUGUAUGCGACGGUGCAACCUCACCCGCCACACCGUCUUUCGUUAUCUCUUCACCUCGUCAAACGUCUGUCGCCAAUUGACCGUUGCGAGAUCGUAUGGAACGUGUGUUGAUAAACCUCAUCGCGCAUUGGGGUUCGAGAUCCACUGGUACAGCGACUGUUACAAUCCAUGGGCAGAAAAGUGGCGGGCAGUUCGGCCAGUUCCCCCUCCCCCUUUCACUACCCUGGCUGGCUGGCCCUGA